Molecule: messenger RNA, 1240 nt
Organism: Geodia barretti
Lineage: Eukaryota; Metazoa; Porifera; Demospongiae; Tetractinellida; Geodiidae
Source: the annotation of a GenBank genome assembly
ACGCCCAUUGUUGAGUUUGGCAUUCAUCAUUCUCUGCCUCGUCGCACUCUCUGAGCGAGUAUCGAUCGAAACAGCAGCUGUGGUGAUGAGCAGAGAGAUGCGGUUGCCCGGAAUAAAGUGACGGUCGCUCUUCCUAUCGUCUAAGUUGGCAGAGAGAAGCUGGUUAGAACAGAUGAAGCGUAUGCCUGCUAUUGACACGCCGCAACUUUUUUGCAAGGGGCCUUCACCUCCGAUUAUAUCGCUCUGCGGAGACGUCGCCCACCGUCCAGAAUGGGCUACGAGAUCACGCGGUUUGAGGAGGAGGUGGACGAGGAGCUAAUGUGCAGCAUCUGUGGCCAGGUCCUGGAGAACCCCAUCCAGAUCCGCAAGUGCGAGCACUGUUUCUGCGAGUCUUGCAUCAACGAGUGGCUCAAGCUCCACUCUGUCUGUCCGAACGACCGAAACCCAGUCUCCCCGCUGGAGGACCUCACCCAGCCGCCGAGGAUACUCCGCAAUCUCCUCUCUCGACUCAAGAUCUCCUGCAAUAACAAAGAGUUUGGCUGCACGGCUGUUGUGAGGCUCGACCGGCUGAAGGUCCAUCUGGACGAGUGUCAGUACAACCCGAAACGCCCCGUCGCCUGCGACAAGGGUUGCGGGCUCAUAGUCCCGCUCGACGAGGUCCCCCAGCACAACUGUGUGCGGGAGCUGUACAAGAUGCUCAAGUCUCAGUCGGAUGAAGUGUCGAGUCUAACGUCCAAAGUCAGUGCCCUGGAGGUGCAGCUGACUGCCCAGAACAGAGAGAUACUCAUUCUCAAAGAGAUAGUCCGUGGGCUGAGGUCGUCCAGUAUCUAUGCCGGAGUGAACUCGGACGAGACUGAAAAGGCUAUAGACACGGUGAGAUGGUUGUCGAGUCUGAAACCGGCCCGUGUUCGCCGGUGGGGUGGGAUGAUAUCGACGCCCGACGCAGUACUCCAGAACAUUAUCAAGAGAGCACUCCAGGAGAGCGGGUGCCCCGCCCACCUGCUGAAUGAGCUAAUGGCGAAUGCUCACGAGCGGCGGUGGCCGACGGGACUGAGUACGCUGGAGACCCGACAGGCCAACAGACGGAGGUACGAGCAGUACGUGACAAAGAGGGUGCCCGGGAAGCAGGCCAUCGUGAUAAUGGCCUCAGAGAACGAGCACAUGGGGGACUCCAUGAUAGUGGCUCCCGGACUGGCCAUGAUAUUUGCACACGGAGUUGAGUGACAUCAUCUCAUUUUCU